Molecule: messenger RNA, 1377 nt
Organism: Echinostoma caproni
Lineage: Eukaryota; Metazoa; Platyhelminthes; Trematoda; Plagiorchiida; Echinostomatidae
Source: the annotation of a GenBank genome assembly
AUGGAACGAACUCUGAAAACAUCUCCGAUACUUGCUUCCACAUCGUUGACCGAACAGGGCCCAUCGGGAUCGGCCCCACCACAUUUGCCCCGGGGGGGAGAAUUGAAAACACUUGACGGUAAACAUAAUGAACCAAAUCAUCUGAUCGAAUCANCAUCGGAGGAUGAGCUAACAAAUCCGCCGGAAAUUAAACCACCAGAGGAAAAUCCUCCAUGGACUUCAAAGUUACACGAAUCAGCUGAUCAUCACUCAGCUGACGCGAUGAAAAACACCCCAAUCGGUGAUAUAAACAAACCUAUUCCGACCACCAACAUCCUGCCUCCAAGACCACCGGGAUUCAUUGCAGACGAUACCGCCGUCCAACAUCAUCAACCGCAUGUGGAACACUUCUCCGGAUUUCCCCGUGAUGCUGGUCGGGUGAACCUUCCACUUCAUCCCCCGCCACCUUCCCCGCCGGCACCGCCACUUCCACCACACAAACAUGGCCUCGUCAAGGAAUCAAAUGCUUUCGGUAUCCCUCGAGAUGAAAAAGCAUUCGGACCGGACGGAUUUGCCGGUGAGAAUCAGAAGUUGGCCGAAAAAGAUCCGAUUGCGGCAGAUAAAACAAAACCGUGGAUGAAUUUCCGUCUGUUGCUUGGCGAUGAUGGUAAAGUCAAAUUGGAAAUGACCCCUUCGGGUGAAUCGACAAAAGAAAAGGACCCUAAAUUGCAGGAAAGCCUAGAGUUAUUUAUGGGCGCACUCCGGGCACGACAGCAACACCAACAACAACAGCAAGGCCCAAUGAAGGGAAUGCCAUCAGCACCAGGAGGAGAAAAUCCGAUAAUGGGGUCAAAUAUGGCUAGUAGACCCGACCCGCAUCCUAUUCAUUUACCUCACUUCCAACCUCAAUUUACCGAGAAUGGUGGACAACCGCUUCCAAAUGAACCAUUCCAUGGACCGCCGAUACUGCAACCAAUGAAUCCCGAGCCGCACGGCCCUCAACCUUUCGAUUUUCACAGACCGCCUGAUUUCACCCACCAUCAUCCUCAUCCGUCCGUGCCGAUGCCAAUCCCAGAGGACAGAUUUGCUUGGGGAGAACCGAAACUGCUCUCAGACAAGGGCACCGCUAUCAGUACAAAGAAAAAAGGAGAUAGUAUAACCAUUUUGGAUGCGGCUGCAAUUCCCCUGAUCUUUGAUGUGGAUAAUCCAAUCACAAGCGGUUGUGUAAAACUUAAAUGUCCCAAAACUUGUCCCGGAGAUUUACGCAAACUUUCCCCCAAAACUGGGUGUCCCACAUGUGACUGUUGUCCUACCAUUCAGUGCAAUCUGAGCUGCACUUUUGGUUACGAUGCAGAUGCUAAUGGGUGCCCUGUGUGCAAAUGUAUGACACAAUUAUGA